This is a messenger RNA of Drosophila busckii, 898 nucleotides long. It is a transcript of the gene ND-24, whose product is annotated as NADH dehydrogenase [ubiquinone] flavoprotein 2, mitochondrial. The transcript has 3 exons. The record is from RefSeq and is a predicted model, not a curated record. NCBI's taxonomy places the organism in Eukaryota, Metazoa, Arthropoda, Insecta, Diptera, Drosophilidae. The coding region runs from base 89 to 817 and encodes 242 amino acids. Gene Ontology annotation, biological process: mitochondrial electron transport, NADH to ubiquinone. Gene Ontology annotation, molecular function: NADH dehydrogenase activity.
AUUGAAAUCAAAGCAGGCAUAAGUUGCACCGACAAAUACAAUUAAAGCUAAACUUUUUAUUUAGUUGCUUCAAUUGGAAUUGCCCAAAAUGUUAUCGAAUUGUGCCGCAAAGACUUUGGCCACCGUUCGGGGCAGCUUGCGUGCCAUUGCCACCAGCAGUGCACAGCGCAGCGACAAUCUAUUUGUGCAUCGCGAUACACCCGAAGAUAAUCCCAACAUACCCUUCGAGUUUACGGCGGAGAACAAAAAGCGUGUCGAUGCCAUACUGAGCAUCUAUCCCGAGGGCCACAAACGUGGCGCAAUGAUACCACUGCUAGAUCUGGCACAGCGUCAGUAUGGCUGGCUGCCCAUCUCUGCAAUGCAUAAGGUUGCCGAAAUUCUGGAAUUACCCAACAUGCGCGUCUAUGAGGUGGCCACCUUCUACACAAUGUUCAUGCGCAAGCCAACGGGCAAGUAUCACAUACAGGUGUGCACAACAACACCUUGCUGGCUACGCGGCUCUGACGCAGUGCUGGAGACCUGCAAGAAGCAACUGGGCAUCGGUGUAGGCGAGACCACUAAGGACAAAAAGUUUACCAUCUCCGAGGUGGAAUGCUUGGGUGCCUGUGUUAAUGCGCCCAUGGUGGCUAUCAAUGAUGAUUACUAUGAGGAUCUGACCAGCAAAGAUAUGCAAGAGAUUUUGGCUGAUUUAAAGGCUGAUAAGAUCUCGCCACCAGGCCCACGCAAUGGACGCUUUGCCAGCGAACCUAAAGGCCAGCCUACAUCAUUGACCGAGGAGCCCAAGAAACCUGGCUUUGGGUUGCAAGCGGGCCUCUAAAUUAGUUUAACUUACCCUGUAUAUUAAAAGAAAAUUUACAGAAUUUUGAAGCAUGCAAUAAAACGCGAGCAUAGCAGAGAA